AUGAACUCCAAAACGAUACCCAACGAACCAAUCGCCAUAGUUGGCAGUGCCUGUCACUUUGCUGGAGAUGCAAGCUCUCCUUCGAAACUCUGGGAGCUACUCCGAAACCCUCGCGAUGCCCGCCGAGAAAUCCCAGAGAGCAGGUUUAGCGCUAAAGGCUUUUUCCACGAAAACAACUCUCACCAUGGCCGGUCUAACGUUAUGCACUCGUACCUUCUUGAGGAAGACCCAAAAGUCUUUGAUGCAGAAUUCUUCGGUAUCAACCCUAUCGAAGCUCGGGCUAUGGAUCCCCAGCAACGAAUGCUGCUUGAGACCGUCUACGAAGCUAUAGAGUCUGGUGGUAUGACGAUCGAGGGCUUGAGAGGUAGUGACACAGCUGUUUACGCUGGUGUUAUGUGUGGAGAUUACGAAGCUAUGCUACUCCGCGACCUGGAUGAAGCACCAACCUACUUUGCGGUGGGAACCUCGAGGGCGGUGCUUUCUAACCGCAUCUCAUACUUCUUCGACUGGCAUGGUGCUUCGGUCACGACAGACACAGCAUGUUCCUCUAGUUUAGUUGCGGUGCACAAUGCGGUCCAAAUACUUAGGUCAGGAGACUCGCACAUGGCUGUGGCUUGCGGUUCGAAUCUCAUCCUUGGCCCCGAGAUGUUUGUGGUCGAGAGCAAGGUCAAGAUGUUAUCUCCUGAUGGUCUUGGUCGGAUGUGGGACAAGGACGCUAACGGCUACGCCCGUGGAGAUGGCGUAGCGGCCGUCGUUCUCAAAACGCUAAGUGCUGCGCUUGCAGAUAAUGACCACAUCGAAGGCAUCAUUCGGGAGACCGGCUUAAAUCAGGACGGUGCAACAGCUGGCUUGACCAUGCCGAGUGCUACUGCCCAGAGAGAUUUGAUUCAGAAAACCUACGCCAAGGCUGGGCUUGAUCUUACCGUCCCCGGAGACAGACCUCAGUAUUUUGAAGCUCACGGAACUGGCACUCCGGCUGGCGAUCCUGUCGAAGCCGAAGCUAUCAGUUCAGCCUUCUUCCCCGAUAGCCCAGACACCGCAAAAACAACUUCAGCCAGCUCUCCGUUAUAUGUCGGCUCCAUCAAAACCGUGCUCGGCCACACGGAGGGCACUGCUGGCGUAGCAGCCAUCCUCAAGGCAACACUGGCGCUCCAAAACUCUACGAUUCCGCCAAACCUCUUGUUCAACAACUUGAACCCCUCAGUCGCGCCAUUCUAUGACAACCUUAAAAUUGUCAAGACCGCGCAGUCGUGGCCUCAAUUGGCCAGCUCCCAACCGAGGCGAACGAGUGUCAACAGCUUCGGUUUUGGAGGCGCCAAUGCCCAUGCCAUUCUUGAGAGCUAUCAACAUCCGGCGGAAAGAUCUGGGAUUGUCGCCGCCAGUGGACCCUUCACCCCUUUCACGUUCUCCGCCGCUUCAGAAGAGGCACUGCGUGCCAACCUAGCAGCGUAUCUUCAUCAUCUCGAUACCUAUUCCGACAUUAACCCCCAUGACUUGGCAUACACACUGAGGGAGCGUCGUUCCGUUUUCCCCCAUCGCACUGCCUUUCCCGCAACCUCAAUCGCCAAUCUCAGGACUAAGAUCCAGACCCGGCUAGAUGAGAAGGAGACGCCCCUCGGAAUCAAGACGCUAGCAAGACCCUAUGCUAAAUCAUCGAAAGUACUCGGUAUCUUUACUGGUCAAGGUGCCCAGUACGCUCGCAUGGGUGCUACGUUGAUCGAACAGUCACCUUACGCCAGACGAAUCAUUCAAGAGCUGGAUACGCAUUUGGCCCAGCUUCCAGCCGAAGACCAGCCGGCUUGGUCGCUUGAGAAGGAGCUUCUCGCUGACCCGACGACGUCUCGACUUGUUGAAGCCGCGAUCUCUCAGCCACUUUGCACUGCAGUCCAGAUCAUGCUGGUGGACCUCCUCCGGUCUGGAAAUGUCCAUUUUGAUGCUGUGGUAGGUCACUCCAGCGGCGAGAUCGCUGCGGCCUAUGCUGCCGGGUUUCUCAGUGCCCGCGACGCCAUCUAUAUCGCGUACUACCGAGGACUGCACUGCAAGCAUGCAGCAAGCCCGAAUGGAAACAUCAAGGGAGCAAUGCUCGCAGUAGGCACUUCGAUGGAAGAUGCCUUGGAGCUGUGCGAGGACCCGGAUUUCGACGGCCGCAUUACCGUUGCCGCGAGCAAUUCUGUGUCAAGCGUUACCAUCUCAGGAGACGAAGACGCCAUCGAGGAAUUGGAGCUUAUUCUGAGCGACGAGAAGAAAUUCAAUCGACGGCUCAGAGUUGACCAAGCAUACCACUCGCGACACAUGGCUCCAUGCUUCGAUCCUUAUGUGGAUUCUCUGCGACGUGCCGGGGUCAAGGCACAGGCUCCAUCGUCAUCGCAGUGCACUUGGUACUCUAGUGUCCAUGAUGGCGAACCCGUCGAGCUAUCUGCCGACUUGAGUCACGUCUAUUGGGCACAGAACAUGACAAAACCGGUUCUCUUCUCGCAAGCCAUCACAGCCGCAGUCUCAGCAAGCUCAGACGCCAUUUUUGAUGUUGCGCUUGAAGUCGGACCCCAUCCCGCUCUCAAGGGACCCGCUGGACAGAACAUCCAAGACGCCUUGCAGCAAGCCAUCCCUUAUCACGGAUCUCUGGGUCGCGGUCAAGAUGCCGUCGAGUCCUUCUCAACGUGUCUGGGCUUCUUGUGGUCACGGCUGGGAGGAUCAGUGAGCCUUCAACGUUGCGAGAUUGCGAUGUUGGCAGGGAAUCCCCAGUUCAGUGUUCUAAAGGGUCUUCCAACCUAUCAGUGGAAGCAUGAGACUCAAUACUGGCAUGAGUCUCGAAGGUCGCGUCGUAUUCGCCUUCGCAAAGAGCCGUUACAUCCUCUGCUGGGGGACAUUUCACCCGACAGCUCUCCGCACACCAUGCGCUGGAAGAAUAUCUUGAAGCCAAGUGAGAUCCCCUGGCUUGAAGGUCACCAGGUACAAGGCCAAAUCGUGUUUCCCGCCACUGGAUACGUGAGCACUGCUCUUGAAGCAGCGAGAUCUCUCGCCGGUGACCAGAGCAUUCGGCUUAUCGAGCUUGAGGAUUUCUACAUUCGCCAGGGUUUCCCAUUUGAGAGCUAUGAUGCGGGCGUCGAAGUUCACGUUGAACUUUCACGGAUUUCUAAAUCCCAGCCAGACUUUAUCAGUGCUUUCUUCACCUACUCCGCUGCUCUUGGUGGCGAGGAACUCUCGUUGGUAGCUGAUGGAGAACUGAAGGUGUUCUUGGGCGAGGCGUCUGGGAGUUUACUGCCCCAGAGGAAGCCAACGCCCCCGCACUUGAUCAAUGUCGAGUCAACCCGUCUCUACAACUUCAUGGAGAGCCUGGAGUACAACUUCAGUGGCCCUUUCCGUUCCCUCAUUGGACUCAGAAGGAAGCUCGGGCGAGCUUGCUGCAUCGCCAAACGAGCAACGACUCCCGAUUCGAAGGCGUUGCUGCUCCACCCGGUCGAGCUGGAUGCUGCCAUACAGUCCGUCAGUCUUGCUUACAGCUACCCGGGGGACGAACAGUUGCGAAUCCUUCAUAUGCCCACGAGCAUCGGCAAAAUCAGGGUCAACCCUGCAGUCUUAGCCUCUCAAGAGCAUCAGGAGAAUGUCGCCAUUGACUCGACGUGCAACCGCGAAGAUCGGUCUCAGCCAGGGGCUGGAUUCUCGGGCAAUUUUGACAUUUCUUUCGAUGGUUCUCCAAAUGUUGCAGUCCAGCUUGAUCAGGUCAAGUUCAAGCCUGUGAGAUCGGCCGCUAGCGACGACCGUAAUGUAUUCUACAAGACUCAUUUCGUCCCGACGGUUCCAGACGGAGACCUUGCCGCCGAGGGCAUCCCAGUCACCCAGGCAGACACGGAUCUUCUAUGGGUUCUUAGCCGGAUUGCUGCGUUCUAUCUUAGGCGGUUCGAUGAGGAUGUUCCAGAAGAUUCUCCGGCUAGAUCAGAGAGUCCAUCAUGUCACUAUCUCAACUAUGCUCGGCACAUGACGGAUCUUCUAAAGAAGGGUGACCACAAAUAUGGUCGGAAGGAGUGGCUUACCGACACGCGCGAGGACGUGGUAGCCGAGAUUGAAUCCAAAGGCGUCGCUGACAACUCUGUUGUCAAAAUCAUGCGUCUUGUGGGCGAAACCAUGCCCAAGGUCUUCAGGGGAGAGACCACAAUGCUUGAGCAUUUCCGCGCAUCGGGACUAUUGGAUGAGUAUUACGCACACGGCUUUGGCACCAUGCAGUCAUCGAUGUGGCUCAGCGGCAUCGUCAAGCAACUCACAGAUCGGCGCCCGCAUCUGAACCUGCUUGAGAUCGGCGCCGGAACUGGUGGUGCGACCAAGAACAUCCUCCGAACUAUCGGUCACAGUUUUGGCAGCUACACAUUCACAGACAUCUCGUCCAGCUUUUUCGAGAACGCGGCCGAGGCAUUCGAAGAAUGGGGUAACCAGAUGAUUUUCAAAGUCUGCGAUGCCGAGAAUGACCCUGUCCAGCAAGGAUUUGUCGAAGGCUCUUACGACGUGGUCAUCGCAUACCUUGUAGUUCACGCCACAGCCAAGCUCGACGAGACCAUGCGAAACCUGCGAAAGCUCCUCAAGCCCGGCGGCUUCCUUCUCAUCGGCGAGGGAAGCAACGAAGGACCCAUGCAAGCCGGUGCCAGUUUCAUCUUUGGCCCUCUCUCUGGAUGGUGGAGAGGAGUAGAUGAAGGCCGAACUCUCACCCCCUUCAUCAACAUUCCUGAGUGGAGCGAUAUUCUGAAGCGAACUGGAUUCUCCGGCAUCGACACCAUGUCGCCUCCACUUCUUCUCGAUACCUUUGGUACCAUCCUCUUUGUAUCGCAAGCUGUUGAUGACCGCGUUGGUCUCAUUAGACAGCCGCUAUCCUCCGCACAGGAUCUACUGCGAGAGAAGCAACUUAUCCUGAUUGGCGGCCAGACAGGCCCUGUAGCCCACGUCUCACAAGAGAUCAACAAUCUUCUCGCACCUCUGUUCGGCAUUGUUCGGCAUUUCAAGGCCCUGGAGGAUCUAGAUGACAGUAUCUUGGAGCCCAAUGCACUCAUUUUGAGUUUGACAGAGCUCGAUUUCCCUGUCUUCAAGGAUAUUAGCCCCACGAGAUGGACCGCCUUCAGAAGACUCUUCGAGGGAGAGAAGACCAUGCUCUGGAUCACCAGCGGUCGCCUUGACCACGAGCCCUACACCAACAUGACGGUCGGCUUCGGUCGCUCUGCUGUACAUGAGGAGGAAGAUCUUCGCCUACAGUUCCUGGACAUUCCCGAUGCUAGCAAGGCCGAUCCGCAGGCCAUUGCCGAGAAUCUCGUUCGCCUCGCUGCGAAGCAUUUGGAAAGCGGUGAUGUUCUCCAUACUAUGGAGCCUGAGAUCAUCAUGGAUGGCGGGGGUCGUCAGCUUGUUCCGAGAUUGCGGCCCAUUCACGACGCCAACGAUCGACUGAACUCUGUCCAGCGACCCAUUCUGCACCAAGUCGAUAUGGAUGACUCGCCGGUUGAGUUGAAGUGGGAGAACGAAUACUUCGUCCGCCAAUUGUCCAGAUUCGAAACCGUCCCUGAUCCCACACAAUCUGGUCUCAUCGAGCUCAAGACCACACGUGCUAUUCUUUCCGCAGUGAGAGCCCCGAUCGACCAUCUAUUCCUCGCCAUUGGCCUUGACGAGGAUGGUACUCGGUAUCUCACACUCGUGCCAUCUUUGACGUCCGUGAUGCAAGUUGCGAGGGAGGCGGCGGUGCUCUACAAGUUCCCCGACUUGACAGAUGAAGCUGUCCUCACUCUCGCCGCAGCCCAUCUCGUCAGCAGAGCAAUCAUUGACCCUCUCUUUUACGGCCAAAAAGCUCUCACACACAAUCCAUCUGCGGCCCUCGCCAAGGCCAUCUCCAACCAGGCGUCUCAGACUGGCGUGGAGGUGAUCUUUACCACGGAUGCUGACGACAUUGUGCCGAUUCCGUCCUCUUGGAUCAGAUUGCCUCGUUAUGUUGGCCGCUCGGAAAUCGGCCGUCUGAUUCCUAGCGACAUUGCCUGCUUUUCCGCCCUCUCUCAUCGCGAGUCUGAGAAUGAGCGGACGAUAGCGUCUGUCCUAUCACCCCACUGUCGCAAGGAGAGCACGAAGACGAUCUUCUCUCCCAACGCCGUCGACUCAAGUCGUCACCCGCCCGCAGUCUUACAGCAGCUCCUUCAAAAGGCCAUUGGUUACGUCCAAAGUCAACAAUACGAUCACAUUGAUGACUUGAUCAAUCUCGACAGCUUGACAAAUGGGGAACCCCCCGAGAACCCGUUGUCAAUCAUUGACUGGCCAGCCAGCACCUCAGUCCCCGCGAGAGUCACUCGGUUCGACGUCAAACCACUUUUCAAAGGCGACAGGACGUACUGGAUCUGCGGUCUUUCGGGUGCUCUGGGCAUCUCACUAUGCGAUUGGAUGAUUGACCGAGGUCUGAAGUACCUCGUCUUGACGAGCCGUAACCCGAGGAUUGAGCCGGCUUGGGUCGAAGAUCAUGCACGAAACGGUGUUACUGUCAAGAUUAUUUCAUGUGAUGUGACCAACGAGAAGGCUCUUCGCGCCGUACACCAAACCAUCGUCGACACGCUCCCGCCCAUCGUCGGAGUUCUCAACGGAGCCAUGGUCCUGAGAGAUGUUUCCGUUCGCAACAUGGCGUUUGGCCAGGUUACGGAUGUGAUCAGACCCAAGGUCCUCGGGAGUAUCCAUCUCGACAACAUAUUCCACGACGUAAACCUCGACUUUUUCGUGCUCUUGUCCUCGAUCAACUGCGUCAUUGGCAAUGUCGGCCAGGCCAACUAUGCUGCCGCCAACAUGGGCAUGUGUGGCGUUGCUGCCAAUCGUAGGAAGCGCGGUCUUGCUUCCACCGUCAUUAACGUUGGUGCCGUGAUUGGAGCGGGCUACAUCACCGAGUCAGACCGUCAACUCGAUGUCACAGUCGCGAAGAUGGCCAUGAUCCACUUGUCUGAGGAUGACUUCCACCAAAUCUUCGCCGAGGCCAUCGACGCCGGCAACCCUGACUCGCCCAAUGGCCCCGAGAUCUCAACUGGUCUUCUUGACAUAUCUCCAGACGCUGCCAACAUCCCCAAGUGGUAUUCCAACCCAAUGUUUGCCCACUUCAUCGUCCACCAGACCACGAGCAAUGAUGGAAAGAAGCAGCAGACAAAGGCCGCAUCGAUCCAGGACCGUCUUCAGGAGUGUCAGUCUGAUGCUGAAGUCCUUCGAGUAAUUCAGGAGUCGUUUUCUGCUCAAUUGCGUUCCAUCUUACAGAUAUCGACACCCGACGAUGACUUAAUGGUCAUGCGCAGCGUCAAUCUCGGCCUAGACUCACUCGUCUCGGUCGAUAUCCGGUCUUGGUUCUUGAAGAACUUCCAAGUCUCGAUCCCGGUGCUGAAGAUCAUGUCCAACGAAUCUGAGAUGGGCACGCUGGCGAAGAUCGCCGCUGAAGGCAUUCCUUCCAACUUGAUUCCCCAAGUUGCGCGGGACGGGGCACUCACUCCCAAUGAUGGGAACACCAGUGACACAAAUACCACUAUUGCGACACCACCGACCGAGAGCAGUCCUGAGCCUACGUCACCCUCCACUUCGAUCACCACACCUGGAAGCAUUUCCUCGGACAAGGGCGAUGCAACUGUUCAGGGGAUCGACUGGGAAGCCGAAAUGUCGCCACCAUUUGGCAUCAUCCCAUUCCCAAGCAUAAAUCCUCCGAAAAAGCAACCCAGCGUUGUUCUCCUCACUGGAAGCAGCGGUCUUCUUGGACAUCAUCUCCUCAAUCGGCUUUUGGAACAGCCAUCAAUCACGAAGAUUAUCUGCGUCGCAGUCCGUCGGCUGUCAGAACGACUUGAGAAGGGACGAUUGCCGCCUGCUUCCGACCGUAUCGUCUACUACGAGGGUGACUUACAGCUUCCCCGCUUUGGCCUCACCGAAGAGCACGAGACUUCAAUCUUUUGGGAGGUUGACGCCGUGAUCCACAACGGCUCCGACACAUCCCAUCUCAAGUACUACUCAGCUGUCAAGCAAACAAACGUCGAGUCCACCCGGUAUUUGGUACGCAAGUGCCUGCCACGCAUGAUUCCGAUCCACUACGUUUCUUCUGUGGGAGUCUGCUUGCUGUACGGCCAAGACGAAUUCCCUGAGGUUUCGGCCACAGCAAGUGGAAUCAAGCCGUCGCCCGAUGGCACCCAUGGCUACAUGUGCGGCAAAUGGGUAUGCGAAGGUCUUCUUGAGAAAGUCAAUGCCUUGUAUGGCCUCAAGGUAUGGAUCCAGCGGCCUUCGACCAUCAUACGCGCUGGCGAUGACGCCAGUGUCGCGGAGGCAGAGUUCGACUGGGUCAACGCUCUGCUUCACUACUCCCAUCGCAUCAAAGCCGUACCUAAGGCAAACCACAACAAGGGGGCUUUUGACCUCGUCCGUGUUGAGAGUGUCUGUUCUGACAUCAUCCGGGAGCUGCUCCGUGCUGAGCCGAGACAAGGUAAUGGGGUCUCGUACUUCAACAAUGUGGGCGAUAUUGUUAUUCCCAUGGACAGGAUGAAUGAGAUUGGGAUGCAUAAUGGUGUUGAAGCAUCGUAUGAAGUCUUGUCAAUGGAGGAUUGGGCUCGGAGAGCUAUUGCAUCAGGACUGCAUCCCGCCGUUGCUGCACUGAUUGAGACGUUUGAUGAGCCAGGGGAAGCACACUACCCUAGGCUGUUGAAGACUAGGGAGUAA
This is a messenger RNA of Colletotrichum siamense, 8682 nucleotides long. It is a transcript of the gene ccsA-0, whose product is annotated as Polyketide synthase-nonribosomal peptide synthetase. The record is from RefSeq and is a predicted model, not a curated record. Lineage: Eukaryota; Fungi; Ascomycota; Sordariomycetes; Glomerellales; Glomerellaceae. The transcript is spliced from 7 exons. Gene Ontology annotation, molecular function: fatty acid synthase activity. Bases 1 to 8682 code for a protein of 2893 amino acids. Gene Ontology annotation, biological process: secondary metabolite biosynthetic process; fatty acid biosynthetic process.